AUGGCAAAAAAUAGAAAUAUAGUACUUCAUAAUCCAAUUGAAAAACAAUUUAAUGACGUGUCGAGAUAUCAUUACUACCUAUUCUUAUUAAUAUUUUCAAGUAAAAUACCAAUCUUCUGGCAUGUAUUGAAUUUGAUCUUCCUGUCACCGCCUAUGGACUAUAUAUGCAAUAGCAUUGGAAGGAAUUCAUCAAAGAAUUCAUGUCCAUGCGACGACCCGCUAUGGGACAGAAGCGUGUUUGCUGAAACAAUGCAAACUAAAUUUGGAUUAUAUUGCGAAAGCAUUUGGCUAAUUAGCUUUUCGCAAAGCAUGAUGUAUGUUGGAUUGUUAGUCGGCGCUCUGGUCUUUGGAUUCUUGUCAGAUAAAUAUGGUCGACUUUCCAUGUUUACAAUGAGUUGUCUUAUCUUAGCUGUAUCUGGUUGCUUAGUAAGCGCUAUGCCUACGGCUACUGCUUACAUAUUCAUGCGAAAUAUUGAGGGUAUCGGUACAGGCGGCGCUAUGAUUACGGCUUAUGUACUGUGUAUCGAAUAUAGCGGAUUGAAGCAUAGAGAAAUAGUUACCGCACUCUUUCACUUACCAAUAAACAUCAGUCACAUGACUUUACCUGGAAUAUCAUAUUUGUUGCGUCACUGCGAUGAUUUUCAACUGGCACUAUCGAUUCCUGUUUUCUUCUACGUAACCUUGAGAUGGUUAACGAUGGAAUCACCGAAAUGGCUGAUGGAUAGCGGUCGUAUUGAUGAAGCUGUUAAAGUUAUGAAAAAAAUUGCAAUUUUCAAUGGAAUAUCUAGUGACAAUAUCAGAGAACAAAUAGAAGAAUAUCACGCACAGCACUCGACGAAAACGCGGAAACAGAUUAAGUUUUGGCAGAUAUUCAAACACAAAAAAAUAACGAUGAACGUGUUUUAUAUGUCAGUAAUAUAUUUUCUAUGCGGUAUGGGUUAUUAUGGUGUGUCUCAAUAUAUUGGAAAAAUGAGUGGAGACAUUCACAUCAAUGUUGCAAUAUCUGGUGCCUUAUUGGUACCAGGCACGAUAGCUGCAGUAUUUCUACUUAAGCUUUUAAACAGGAGAACAUUUUUGAUGAUAACUAUUAUUCUUUCUGGUACUUUCAUGCUUCUCAGUAUAUGUGUUCCGAUUCAUUUAAGUUGGAUUCGGGUUGUCAUCAGUUGUAUUUGUAAUUGUUUCUUUUUCAUGUCAUUCAUAAUCGCCUUCCUUUUUACAGUUGAACUGUUUCCUACGUCAGUUAGAAAUUCAGUGCUAGGUUUUUUAUCAGUAUUGUCAAGAGUUGGUCAAAUUACUGCACCUCUUAUAAACUCUUUACCGGAAAAUGCGUCGGGUGCUGUCUUCGGAGUACUUGGUUUGAUUGGGAUAAUUUUUUGUUAUUUACUUCCUGAAACUAAAGACACUGAACUUCCCUCGUCUUUGGAUGAUUCCAAAUUAUUGACUCGCAGAGGAACAAGUCUUGAGCUCAACAUUGCGAUAACUUGA
Vanessa atalanta (red admiral) is the source of this 1485-nucleotide messenger RNA. RefSeq names its product organic cation transporter protein-like. Gene Ontology annotation, cellular component: membrane. Gene Ontology annotation, biological process: transmembrane transport. The transcript has 3 exons. Bases 1 to 1485 code for a protein of 494 amino acids. Gene Ontology annotation, molecular function: transmembrane transporter activity. NCBI's taxonomy places the organism in Eukaryota, Metazoa, Arthropoda, Insecta, Lepidoptera, Nymphalidae. The record is from RefSeq and is a predicted model, not a curated record.